This is a messenger RNA of Colletotrichum phormii, 1866 nucleotides long. RefSeq names its product ATP-NAD kinase-like domain-containing protein. The record is from RefSeq and is a predicted model, not a curated record. Gene Ontology annotation, biological process: NAD+ metabolic process; NADP+ biosynthetic process. Lineage: Eukaryota; Fungi; Ascomycota; Sordariomycetes; Glomerellales; Glomerellaceae. Bases 1 to 1866 code for a protein of 621 amino acids. The transcript is spliced from 2 exons. Gene Ontology annotation, molecular function: NAD+ kinase activity.
AUGUCGGGCUUCGUCUCCUCGCCCACCGCCCUGCACCCCGCCAUCAGUAAUCCGAAUCCGCUUCCGCCGCCAGCGCCAGCGCCAGCGCCAGUGUCACUGCAACAGCACCAGCCGUCUGCGUUGCCAUCCUCGUCGUCCUCUUCCGACCCCCAUGGAGUUAAAACCUCGCUUUCCGACCGCCCCAAAAGCUCCAGCGCCACUGCUGCAACACAAAACCCCUCGUCCUCGAUAAGAAGAAGCUCCCUAUCAAUAACCUCGACCGCCGCCUAUCCCGAGCUGCUCCCGCCUCCUCUGUCCAAGUCUACCAGCGCCAACGCCAGCGCUGCCGCCCAUCCUCCCAAGGGCCAUCGCCGUGCGCCUUCUCACGAAGUCCCUCGCCAGACUAUUAUGAAAGCUUUGGCUUCAGUUGUUCGCAGAAAUAAACCUGAAGCCCUUUCUCUUACCGGCAUGUUGUCCCAACAAGGCGGUUGCGACAACCGUCCCGCCACUUCUUCGUCCCAGAAGCUGGCCGACGCCUUGAACGAGCUGGCCAACCGGAGUAUGACCCCGACCACCGCCCUGCCCUCCUUGCAGUCCCCCUGCUUUUACCACAACCGAUUCGAUGAUGCCGUCAACAUCGACAAGGUCCUCGAGGAGAUCAAGAAUGACGACUGCAUGUCCCACUCUAGGCUCGUACAGACAGCCACCGGCGUCCGCGAGGUCUCCAAGCAGUUACAACGCCGUCCUAUCAAGCGCGCCGUUCGCAAUGUCAUGAUUGUCACCAAAGCUCGCGACAACCAGCUCGUCUACCUGACCCGCGAGCUCGCUACCUGGCUGCUUCGCACUCCGAGGUACGGUGCCGACGUCGGUGUCAACGUCUACGUGGACGCCAAGCUCCGCAACUCUCGACGCUUCGAUGCCAAUGGCAUCGUCGCAGAGAACCCUGCAUUCCAGGAUAUGCUCAAGUACUGGACGCCUGAUUUGUGCUGGAGCCAGCCUGAGAAGUUUGACCUAGUCCUCACCCUCGGCGGUGACGGAACCGUCCUGUUCACAUCAUGGCUAUUCCAGCGCAUCGUACCCCCCGUCCUCUCCUUCAGCCUGGGCAGUCUUGGCUUCCUGACGAGCUUCGAGUUCGAAAAGUACACGCAACACCUGGAACGGAUCAUGGGUGAUGAGGGCAUGCGCGUCAACUUGCGCAUGCGCUUCACCUGUACCGUCUACCGGGACGGCACUCUUGGCCAAGAGGCGGAGGAAGGAGAGCAAUUCGAGGUUCUCAACGAACUAGUCAUCGACCGCGGCCCGUCCCCCUAUGUUUCGAACUUGGAACUUUACGGCGAUGACGAGCUCCUUACCGUUGUGCAGGCUGACGGCUGCAUUUUCUCAACCCCGACAGGCUCAACUGCUUAUUCACUUUCGGCCGGAGGUUCCUUGGUACAUCCCGACAUUCCGGCUAUUCUUCUGACACCCAUCUGCCCGCAUACCCUCUCAUUCCGCCCGAUGGUUCUCUCUGACACGAUGCUCCUUCGCGUGUCGGUGCCGCGCAAUUCCCGCGCAACGGCGUACUGCGCCUUUGAUGGCAAGGGUCGUGUUGAGUUGAAGCAAGGAGACUACGUAACCAUCACCGCCUCACAAUAUCCAUUCCCUACGGUUGUCCGAACUCAGACGGAGUGGUUCGACAGCGUGUCCCGCACUCUUCGCUGGAACACGCGCGCCGCAAUGCAAAAGGGCUUCGAUCCCUCUGCUGGUGGCAGCCUCUGCCCGUCUGAGGACGGCAAGGACGAUGAUCCGGAGUGGGACAUUGACACCGACUCAGCCUGCUACGCUAGCGAGGACGGGAGCAUCAGUGCGAGUCCCUUGAGAAGGCAGAUGAGUCUGCUGGGCAUGUGA